UGUUGUUGCUGUUGUUAUUAAAGACUUUGGGGGAAGCCACAAGUCCCAUCAUCCCCACAGCAGGCUUUUGGGGGAACUACAAAUCCAAUAAUCCCUGUAGCAUUGAGUACAACUGUCGGCCUUGGGGGGCACUGCAAAUCCCAUCGCAUGUGGCAGGCCUUUUGGGGAGGGGGAGUGCAAAUCCCAUCACCCACGCAGCAUUGAAUACAACUGAUGGGGGAAGAGCUUUGGGGAAAGGACAAAUCCCAUCAUCCCCGUAGCACGGAGAUAUAGUGUGGACAAAAGAGCUUUGACGCCGAUGGCCUUGGCUUACAAAAUGGAAAAUAGACUCGGCUUGGACCAACUUGGGCCCUCCCGCCUGGUGUUUUGGAUUUUAGGAAUUGUGGGCGUUGCAGUCCAAAACACUGGGAGGGAGGGCCCAAGUUGGCCCAGGCGUGGCCUCGAAUGAGGGCUAGAGGUGAGGUGGAGGAGCCCCAUUGCCAUGGAUCCAAAGUCCAGGAUGUGUCAGGAUGCUUACGCAGGAGGAGGAGGCCAAAGGGCAAGGAGGCGGGCUGGCCCUUUAAAAAGGCCCCACUGCGGCCCAGGCCUCCCAGUUCCAGCCCAGUCCCUCCCCAGGAAGAAGCAAGCUCAGAUCUUUGUGAGGAUGGAUUACGCCAAAAAGUCGCUGUCCCUUCUCUCCCCGCAAUCCCUUUCCAAGUGCAUCUUGGCAGUGGCUCCUCCUUCUCCGCCGAGGCCCCGCCCCUUCCGGGUGACCAACCACGAACGCUCAGUGCGCAAAGGGAUGGUGGCCGAGAGCCUGAGGGACCUCCAGGAGAAGGUGCGUCACGCCUGGGCCCUCUCCGGGGAAGUCCACCUGGUCUUGGAGGAGGACGGCACCAGCGUGGAGAUGGAGGAGUUCUUCCAGACGCUGGAGGAAGGGGCGGUGCUCAUGGCCCUGGCCAAAGGGCAGGAAUGGCGGCCAGAGAAGGCACCCGGCUACCAGCUCGCGCUCUCCCAGAAGCCCCGGCACCGGAUUGACGUGGCCCGGCUGACCUUUGACCUCUACAAGACCAACCCUCGGGACCUCAUUGGCUGCUUGAACAUCAAGACGACGCUCUACGGGACGUACAGCAUGUCCUACGACAUGCAGUGCUACGGGGCUAAGAGGAUGAUGAGGGAAGCUCUCCGCUGGGCGCUGUUCACCAUGCAGGCCACCGGCCACGUUUUGCUGGGCACUUCCUGUUACGUGAAGCAAUUGCUGGACGCCACGGAGGAGGAGAAAGCGGAGAAGGAGGUGGCGUUGCUCGGCCUCUCGCUCCGGAAGAUGCUCCUGUGAUUCAUCAUUCAGCCAUUCAAUGGUGACGAGGGACUCACUUGAGCAGGCCUGGGCCAAAGUUGGCCCAAGCCUGCACAAUAGGGAGCCAUGGACUUGUUGGGAUUCUUGUGCCUGCCUUCACUUGGAACUGUGUCUUGUAAAUAUUUAUCUUUAUCUGUAUGCAUUAAUAAAAGUCCACUUUGUUAAA
Molecule: messenger RNA, 1502 nt
Organism: Anolis carolinensis (green anole)
Lineage: Eukaryota; Metazoa; Chordata; Lepidosauria; Squamata; Anolidae
Gene: cidec
Product: cell death inducing DFFA like effector c
Exons: 6
Coding region: 482-1315 (277 amino acids)
Biological process (GO): regulation of apoptotic process; apoptotic process
Source: RefSeq, a predicted model, not a curated record